CCUUUCCUUCCCAUAGUUCUUUGCACGUCGGCGGCCUCUUCCGGUCUCUUUUUUCCCGGCGGUGCCAACGCCACCAUGGGAAUUGAUAUUCGCCACAACAAGGACCGUAAGGUUCGUCGUAAGGAGCCCAAGAGUCAGGAUAUUUAUCUUCGUGUCUUAGUCAAGCUCUACAGAUUCCUGGCUCGCCGGACCAAUGCCAAAUUCAACAAGGUGAUACUCAAACGGCUGUUCAUGAGCCGCACCAACCGGCCACCAUUGUCCGUGUCUCGCUUGGCAAGUGCAGAGUAUUCAAUUCUCUUAUCGCUUUUCUCUUUCUUCUUGGUCCUUCAGAUACCCCUCAGUUUUAGUUUUUUCUCUGUUUGCUUUGCUGUUGCCAUUGUUCUUUUCCUGUUAAAAGAACAGGUGGUGCCACCACUGCUCUGCGCGGCUGCGCACGUCUCUCUGAACUUGCCUUCUGCAGGACCCAGAAAGGCCCAUCAAGUUUAUCGGCAUUUUGGGAAGGCUCCUGGCACCCCCCACAGCCACACUAAGCCAUAUGUUCGCUCCAAGGGGAGGAAAUUUGAACGAGCUCGUGGUCGCCGUGCCAGUCGAGGCUACAAAAACUAGAAUGUUUCAUAAAAAAUAUAAAAGUCAAUAUAAGUCAAUUAAAUUUUUUUGCUGAAAUUAA
This is a messenger RNA of Thamnophis sirtalis, 667 nucleotides long. The record is from RefSeq and is a predicted model, not a curated record. NCBI's taxonomy places the organism in Eukaryota, Metazoa, Chordata, Lepidosauria, Squamata, Natricidae.